Molecule: messenger RNA, 2341 nt
Organism: Manduca sexta (tobacco hornworm)
Lineage: Eukaryota; Metazoa; Arthropoda; Insecta; Lepidoptera; Sphingidae
Product: igLON family member 5
Exons: 8
Coding region: 948-1547 (199 amino acids)
Biological process (GO): synapse organization
Cellular component (GO): neuron projection membrane
Source: RefSeq, a predicted model, not a curated record
GGCCCGACCGCCUGCCCGACGACUACGCGCUGCCACCUGGCACCUGGUACACACCGACUCCUCAGCAACCCUCGCAUGAUGAUUGUCAUAUACUUACAGCGUGUUAGUGUAGUACGUAAGUAAGAUCGGAUGACAACUAGCGGUAUCGCCAACUAGAGGCGGUCUAUCGGCACAACAGUGAAGCUCUCGUUGACCGUGUGAGGCGCCGAGCGCGGUGCGGUGAGGAGGGCGCGUGGGGGUGGAGAGGCUCAGUCGCACGCGGUCCGUUGCCGAUUACAUACGGACCGCCGCGCGUUCCGUGCCGAUUUACGAACAUACUGUGAAGUUAUCAGUGACCGCGCGAGUGCCCAAGGAUACCUGACGAGUGAGUGAAGUGUCGUGCUCCGAGAUGUGACACGCCGUGUGUGCCGCGGGACUGCUGUGAUUGGCGGCGGUGAGUGGUGAGUGACGGCCGACCAGCUGCAGGAUAGUGCCUGAUGUAAACAAUGUGCGAGAUGCGGAUGUGCGCGGAGGUAGUGGCGCGGGCGUCGGGCCAGCGCUGAGCGGCGCCAUGAGCGGCUCCGUGCUGGCCGCCGUGCUCGCCGCGCUGCUCGCCUGUGCCGGCCACGGACACCAGCCACAGCGAGCGCGGCGCGUGCAUCGCGAGGCACCCACGCCGGGAGUGGUGUUAUCUGGUGAGGGGGACGGGGCCGGGCGCAGGAGAAGAGGUGCGCGACCCGUCCGAGCUGGACCUGUCCGAGGUGGCGGAAGUGCCGGCGUGGCGCGAGCUGUGGUACGGCUCGCUGGAAGCGCUGCACCGAGAGCCUACCAUCAACAACACGCAGGAGGACGUGCUGGCGCAGCUCGGCGCCGUCGCCUUCUUGCACUGCCCGGUGCGCAACCUCGGCGAGCGCGGGGUGUCGUGGGUGCGCCGCCGCGACUGGCACAUCAUCAGCUCCGGCGUCCUCAUGUACACUAACGACGAGCGGUUUCAGGUACUGCACAGCGAGGGAUCCGAUGACUGGAUCCUGCAGAUCAAAUACGUUCAGAAACGAGACAAUGGCACCUACGAGUGUCAGGUGUCGACGGCGGUGGGCACGCUGUCGCGGCUGGUGCACCUGCACAUCGCCGUGCCCGAGGCGUUCAUCCUAGGCGCUGAUGAGCACCACGUGGACGCCGGCUCCACCAUCAACCUUGUCUGCAUCAUAGAGAAGAGUCCAGUACCACCGCAGUACGUGUUCUGGUACCACAACGCGCGCAUGAUCAACUACGACGCGGCGCGCGGCGUGACCGUGGUGACCGAGCCGGGGCCCAAGACGCAGUCGGCGCUCGCCAUCCGCGCCGCCGCGCCGCACCACUCCGGCAACUACACCUGCGCCGCCGCCAACACCGAGCCCGCCCACAUAUACGUAUACGUCUCCGAAGGCAGUGACAAGAUGGCGGCCACACUGAGCCGCAACACGAGCAGUGCGCCGCCGUACCGCUACCGCGACCUGCUGUUCGUCGUUUUAUUAGUUUACACGAAUUUAAUUCAACACAUAGCGGCGGAAAAUAGGCCGCCAGUGUGAACCGCGCCCAAACGCUUCUCGGGCCGGUUCUAGACUGAAGUGUUGUGCUCCACGGUGAUUUUGAAGACAAUAAUCGCAGUGAGUUGUGCUGCUUGACACGGACAAGUCGAUGUUGGACAAAAGUUAUCUUGAAUAAUGCUGUAUAUCAUAUGAGCAAAACGAAAAAGUAUUCGCUAGUGCGAGAAUGUCUAGCUCUAACUGAAUGGCGCAGGUACUUCUCGGUGCGCGCUGUCGGCACGUUUCUGUUAUAAUGCAUUUUACAAACUAAACCAGGUAACUGGUCAAUAGGAGCUAAUUUAAAAGCGGCCGAAUUCGAUAAUAAUAUGCCAUUUCAAUCUGUCCCGCGUGCAAGACCACGUCAUGUCGUGGUGUAUGUAAUAAUAUAAUGUACAAACUUGGCAACGAUCAAAACAACACUCGGGCUUAGUACUAAACCGUGUUGUAUGGAACACUAGCAGUGCACGCGGAGCUCUGCCACAUAGGCAAGCAUAUUCAUACAGCCGUCACAAGAACUACUUAACGCAAUGAAAACGUACCUGUAAGCGCGUAGUCGAAUGUACUUGCGUCACCGAAGUGGUCGUGAUCCACUCUGUAAAUACCGUUAAUGUAAUUAAUAAUAAUAUUAAGCGCACGUGCAGUGGAGUGCGGCGGCGCCGCUCCCGCGCACGCUCGCGACCCGCGCCUGCAGCUCCGCCGCUCCCGCGCCGGCGAUCACAUUGUUUUGAAUAUACUGUAUUCGAUGCUCAUGACUUCCACAACAAUACAUGUAAAAUAAACGAUUUACCAGAAAUAAA